Molecule: messenger RNA, 996 nt
Organism: Prunus persica (peach)
Lineage: Eukaryota; Viridiplantae; Streptophyta; Magnoliopsida; Rosales; Rosaceae
Exons: 3
Coding region: 251-778 (175 amino acids)
Source: RefSeq, a predicted model, not a curated record
AUCCAUGUUCAAAAAGAAACGAAUAACAAGUUAAAAGAAGAAUAAAGAAAAAUGUGAAGACAAAAGAAGCUUUUACCCAAGCAUCACAGCUAAUUUCCCUCCUAAUAUGGCAGAUAGACAAAUAAAAUAUGCAUGCCUCCCCCUCCUUUAUAACCUAUUCCCCCUUCCUCUGCUAAAUAAACCCAGCAGAGUCAGCAUCUGCAUAUAAAUCUCACACCCAUCCCCUCCUCCUUCAAUCAAUCCUACAAACAUGGUGAAAAACAUCACCCCUCUGGUCUGCCUCUCAGUCUUGCUUAUGGACGUCGUGGCCGGGAUACUUGGCAUCCAAGCUGAAAUUGCUCAAAACAAGGUGAAGCACUUGAAGGUGUGGAUCUUUGAGUGUAGAGACCCAAGCUACCAAGCCUUCAAACUGGGGUUGGCUGCUGCUGUGCUUCUAGCAGUUGCCCAUAUCAUUGGCAACUUGCUUGGUGGGUGCAUUUGCUUCUGGUCCAGGGAAGAUUAUACCAAAGCCACAGCAAAUAGGCAAUUAUCUGCUGCUUCCCUCAUUUUGUCAUGGAUCACAUUGGCUGUGGGAUUCUCACUGCUGAUGGCAGGGGCUUUUUCUAACUCAAAAUCAAGAAAAUCAUGCGGAUUAUCACACCAUCGCAUUCUGUCCAUCGGAGGCAUCUUAUGCUUCUUCCAUGGAUUGUUCAUGAUAGCAUAUUACGUCUCAGCCAAGGCCACCAUCAUAGAACAAAACAGAUCCCAACAAAAACAAAACCCUUCUGGUGCAGUUUAAUUCACUAAAGUUUCCAAAUUUCCCAAUUGGGAAUUCAAGAGUGUUUAUUUGCAACUCACAGCAUUUUUGUUUGCGCCAUUAUUUUAUCGGUUCGCAACUGUAAUUUGAAAAUUCCGAGUGGAAAUUUGAUAUCAUGGGAGUUGGAUAAGAAAAUAAAUAAACGAUUGGAACACAAUUUGUUUCUUUAAGUAGAUCGAAUAUAAAAUUCAUAACAACAA